Molecule: messenger RNA, 1504 nt
Organism: Patiria miniata (bat star)
Lineage: Eukaryota; Metazoa; Echinodermata; Asteroidea; Valvatida; Asterinidae
Product: Werner syndrome ATP-dependent helicase-like
Exons: 6
Coding region: 11-1246 (411 amino acids)
Biological process (GO): double-strand break repair via homologous recombination
Cellular component (GO): chromosome; nucleus; cytoplasm
Molecular function (GO): nucleic acid binding; ATP binding; four-way junction helicase activity
Source: RefSeq, a predicted model, not a curated record
UAAUAAUGUAAUGACGGAAUGUGGCGUCCCGUACAAUCUGAAGCCAGAGCAAAUUCAGAUCAUAAGAUCUGUCUUAGAAAGGCGAAAAAAUGUGUUCGGCCUUCUGCCCACUGGAUUUGGGAAGAGUGAUUGCUACGGAUGGUUGUCAUCAAUCAUGGACAAAAUAGAGACUGAUGUAGAGCACAUCACCCUUGUCAUUUCACCACUGAGGUCCCUAAUGCUCGACCAGGUAGAAAGGUGGAGCUCCCGAGGUGUCACGUGUGCCGCGAUAAUGCGAGCUGAUGAAAUUGAUGAUGCUACCAAGGAAGAAAUUACGGAAGGGAAAUUUCAACUGAUAUUUUCUUCUCCGGAGGCCAUACUGCGACACAAGUGGUGGUCUGCCGCCAAAAGAUGGGCAAACCGCCUUACUGCCGUAGUUAUAGACGAAGCACACUGCAUGACAAAGUGGGGGACUUUUCGAGAUGGAUACAAAAACAUUUCAACCAUCCGAUCAAUUCUGUCCCAACAACCCGUCGUGUGCCUAACUGCGACUGCAACUCAAAGCAUGGUUGAAGACAUCAUACACACUUUAAAUCUUGAAGUAUCGUCUUUUGAAAUCAUAGCCGUGCUGCCUGACAGGCCCAACAUCAAAAUUCAUGCUGAACGGGUUGACAAUGCAAACUUUGCAGAGCAGCUUAAGUGGUACGCUGACCUGUUAAAGGGGAAAGAGGCGCCGAAGGCAAUCAUUUAUUCAAGGCAAGUAAACGAAGUCGCAAACAUUUAUGCGUGGCUCAUGAGCAGCCUGAAUGAGAUGGCCUGGGCAGGCUCAGAUCGCACCGUCCACAACAGAAUUGUGGAAAUGUACCACGGCAGCACAGACCAAGAGAGCCAAAAACGGAUUGUAUCGUCCUUCGCCAAGUCGUCAUCUCCCCUUCGAUGUGUGGUAGCUACAAUGGCAUUUGGGAUGGGGGUUCAAAUCAAUGACGUAGACUUCGUCAUCCACUGGGGCCCCUCUCGAGAUGUACUGAGCUACUGGCAGGAAGUUGGCCGUUGUGCACGAGACGGACGGCAGGGGCAUAGCUACCUUUAUCUUUAUCCGCGGUCUGUCAACAAACGGAUGGUUGACCAUAGCAUGAUGGAGGUCUGUGCAUCUGUAACAUCAAACCAGUGCGUGAGGGCAGUUAUCCUGCAACAUCUAUACGUCUCUGGCAUGCAGAAACUUGUCAGGGGGAGCUGCCAACAAUGUUGCAAUGGGUGCGAGGAGUAAUCUGUGUUGAUCAGAAAAAGAAACGAGAAGAGAAAAAUGCAAAGAGGAGAUCACCCAAUAAAUGAAUGUAAAUAAGCAGUAUCCAAUCUCUUGUGUUGUCUGUUGUUCAUUUGAUAACGGAGAUAACUGUAGUUUGUUUCAGUGCACUCUCUGGAGUGACAUUAUAAGUGCGGCUCAAUUUCAGUGCUAUAUAAUGAAAAACACAUUUAAUUUCCAUGCUAAGCGUAGAGAGAUCACAAUUACUAGUUUACCUUUAGU